CAGAAAAUGGAAAUCCAGAAAGAAUUUUUUUCGAAUGCAAUGAAUGGGGAGUAGUUCUUUGAGCACCCUCUUAUUCGCCUCUUCUUUCCUCUGAGCUGCCUGUCCUUCUCCUCCCCUCCCCACCCUACCCCCAACCUGGAUGCCUGUCUGCUAGAAAAGGCGCGAUUGCUUCUCUUCUUCUCUCCAAGAAGUCUAAUACUCAUUUUAGUCUCACUCCCUGCCACACACCCCAAGUGUCUUCUCAGUGUUCUUCCAGUCACCAGGUCCUCUGGACAGUUCUUGUCAUAACCCCAUUUCACAGACAAAGGCUUAGGAGGGAAAAAGAACCAAACUGUUUCCUGUGUUAGCCAUUUUAAUGCUGUCCAGCCCCAGACGCCCAGUUCCCAUCCCUGAUACUUCUUGUGCCUGUGUCUUGAACCUUCACAAUGGGAUGUGUGUGUGGGGGUUGUCUCUUGGAUAGCUUUGUGCAGUUUCUUUAUAAAUCUGCAUUGUUGCUUCUGGUUUAUGGCCAUGAAGAAAAUACCAGCCCCCACCCAAAAGGCACUGCAGCCAAGUCGGUUAAAGGCACUGAGUGUGGGAGUCAGUAGGGGGCGCAUUCCCUGCACUGGGUAAGGCUGCAGAGGGGGGAAGGGCCCCAGAACUAGAACAGGAUGUGCUGAACAGCGCCUUCUACAGACCAUGGGAAAAUGGGUCCAGCAAGACUUGCACUGGGUGAGCUGACAGCAACAUGGCGAAGGAUUAAGUGAGGCUAGAGAGAUUUUAUUUAAGAAAGCCACUUCUCCGUUUGGAAAGUUGUCUUUUUUUACUUUUUCAAACCUGUUCACCCUCAGACUUUGAUUGCUGAUCAGUCACCUUGGUGCACAUCCUUGGGUCAUAGGUUCCCUUUCUCAAGAAUUCCUUCACCUUAAGGUUUGAUGUGUUGACAUCUCUUUCCUAGGCCAGGUGGUAAAGGGCGUGGUUGUUUAAAACCUGAAAGUCACGGGCUUGGGGGAUCAGGUCAAUCCAAAUCCGACUCUUUUGAGAGUGGAAAGUCAUUCUUGAGAGGUUUUGUGGGUUGGUGAUUUUGACAGCCAUGAAAGAUGGGUGUCAGGAUUUGCAAGGCUUUGUUGGUAAACAUCAGGUCCCAAUUGAGUUCUUCAUUGUCAAACUUAAUAGAGUUCAUUGCAAAUUUGUGUUGCCUUCCAACCUUGAGCCCUUCAGCAGUACUGUCAGUAGCCAACCGCCUUUGCAAGUGUUGACACCAGUCUUGGUUCGGUGCGCACCCACCUUUUUAGGGUGUGUGGAUUUCUGUAGAUUUUACUCCUGUUGUUAUUUCCAUAGGUGUGAGAUGUACAGUACGAAACCUAGGCCCCAGCUUUUACACCGUGAUGCACAGGGUUGCACUUUUUGUACUGAACUGAUAGGUGGCCUAGUGGUUAUUCCCUGUACUGCCAUUUUGAGGAUCUGGACUCCGUUCCCUGCCUUGCUCUUUGGACUACAUUGUCAAUUCACACCGGUGGGUAUAUCAAUUUGGAGGGUGGGGACUGCAGCAUCAGGAAAGCUAGAGACUUCCUCCUGAUCACCACCAGAACAUGAACUUCCAAAAUUUCAGCCUAGCCACAUUCCUCAAGGAACUCGUUAGAGCUGGUUGCAGUAAUGUGUUUUGAACGUUUAAAAUAUGUGUCUCUCUUAAGAGAAAAUUUUUAAAGUUGAUGAUGUUGUUGUAAUCAUUUGCAUCCUGCACUUUUGGACAUAAAGUUUUAAGUAGUCUAACUCAAGACUUGCUCAGCUUCUGAAAGCCUUAGUUACUUGGUUAAAGGGAUCUGGGGAAAGUAGUUCAUUGGUAGAGAUGUGACUGGCCUGGUAAGAGUCUCUGGAUUUGACUUGUUCUUGUUUGGUAAUAUUGACAGUGAUGCUAGUAUCUGUGAAUGCUUUAUGCUACUGUUACAGACAUCUUCCAUCGACGUGCCAAGAUAAAUUAAGGGAUACCAAAUAAAUGUAUGUAAAUAGCUAUUUAAUACUUGAAGUGGGUGGGGUUUUUUGUGUGUUUUUGGUUUUUUAGGGUUUUGUUUGUUUGUUUGUUUGUUUUAGGUUGCUGUCAGGUAGCAUUUUGCUGAGUGAAAAAGAGGCACCUUGUUAUCAGUAUUGCUCUAAAAACUACAUUGGAUUCAUGGUUUGUUUAUGUAUUUUUACUAUUUACACAGUCCAAUAUUAAAUACAAGUAAGAUUGUUUGUGAUCUGGAAAUACUGUGGUAUUAGUGUUUGUUAAACACAGAAAGUGAAUGAUAAGAGAACAGUUUCCUGUUAGAACGUGUGUUUGUGAGAUGACGUUUGCAAAUGUUCCUUUGUUCAUUCUUAUAAACGGCAUGACAGAGUUAGCUGGUUUCUUUAUGUGGUGGUCAUCUUCCCUUCAGGGAAGUGAGUGUGUAUGUCCUUACAGUUUCAGCAGUCAGCUGGGUUUGGCACAAAAGGGGAGGGUUGGAAGGUGCGAAUUUGUUUUUAUCAUAUGUGAAUAGUGUUUUCUCUACAUAGAUUUUUGUGCUUUGUGUGCCUGCAGUGCCCGAGGAGACCAAGAGAGAGCAAUAGAUUUCCUAACAUUGGAGUUGCUGAUGGUUAUGAUGGUGAGAGUGCUGGGAACUGAACUUAGUCCUCUGCGAGAGCAGCUGAGCCAUCGCUUAGACCUAUGAAAGCUGAGAUUUACAGUAUAUGAACUAGAAUCCUUUGACAGCCUUAGUUAACCUGAGUAGGGAACUUAGUGAGAUUAUAUUCUGUCCCAUUGGAAGGAAAGAUUUCCAUAUACUAUUAGCCUGCUUCCUAAAAGGGGUAGCUACAGCAACUUGAUUACAGAGGAUGGAUGAGCAGGGAGGAGUCACGGAAUGUGAAGCACAUUCUUGUCCUUGUCAGUGAAACAUGCCAAAAACUAUGUUCCAACUUCCUGUCAACAAUCUUGGCAGUUUAAGAAAAGCCCGGAAAACUGUGAAAAAAAUACUUAGUGACAUUGGGUUGGAAUACUGUAAAGAACAUAUAGAAGAUUUUAAACAGUUUGAACCUAAUGACUUUUAUUUGAAAAACACUACAUGGGAGGAUGUAGGACUGUGGGACCCUUCUCUUACGAAAAAUCAGGACUAUCGGACAAAACCUUUUUGCUGCAGUGCUUGUCCGUUUUCCUCAAAAUUCUUCUCUGCCUACAAAAGUCAUUUCCGGAAUGUCCAUAGUGAAGACUUUGAAAAUAGGAUUCUUCUUAACUGCCCUUACUGUACCUUCAAUGCAGAUAAAAAGACUUUGGAAACACACAUUAAAAUAUUUCAUGCUCCAAACUCCAGCGCACCAAGUAGCAGCCUCAGCACUUUCAAAGAUAAAAACAAAAACGAUGGCCUUAAACCUAAGCAGGCUGACAAUGUAGAGCAAGCCGUGUAUUACUGCAAGAAGUGCACUUACCGAGACCCUCUCUAUGAGAUCGUCAGGAAGCACAUCUACAGGGAACAUUUUCAACACGUGGCAGCACCCUACAUAGCAAAGGCAGGAGAAAAAUCACUCAAUGGUGCAGUCUCCCUGGGCACAAAUGCCCGAGAAGAGUGUAACAUCCACUGCAAGCGAUGCCUUUUCAUGCCCAAGUCCUAUGAAGCUUUGGUACAGCAUGUCAUUGAGGACCAUGAACGGAUAGGCUAUCAGGUCACUGCCAUGAUCGGACACACAAAUGUUGUAGUUCCCCGAGCCAAGCCCUUGAUGCUGAUAGCUCCCAAACCUCAAGACAAAAAGGGCAUGGGACUCCCACCACGGAUCAGCUCCCUUGCUUCUGGAAAUGUCCGGUCGUUGCCAUCACAGCAGAUGGUGAACCGAUUGUCAAUACCAAAGCCCAACUUAAAUUCAACGGGAGUCAACAUGAUGUCCAAUGUUCACCUGCAGCAAAACAACUAUGGAGUCAAAUCUGUGGGCCAGAGCUAUGGUGUUGGCCAGUCGGUGAGGCUGGGACUAGGUGGCAAUGCUCCAGUCUCCAUCCCUCAACAGUCUCAGUCCGUGAAACAGUUACUUCCAAGUGGGAAUGGGAGGUCUUUUGGGCUAGGUGCUGAGCAGAGGCCCCCAGCAGCAGCCAGGUACUCCCUGCAGACUGCCAACACCUCUCUACCCCCAGGCCAAGUGAAGUCUCCCUCUGUGUCUCAGUCACAGGCAUCUAGAGUAUUAGGUCAGUCCAGUUCUAAACCUCCACCAGCCGCCACAGGCCCUCCUCCAAGCAACCACUGUGCCACUCAGAAGUGGAAAAUCUGUACAAUCUGUAACGAGCUUUUCCCUGAGAACGUCUACAGCGUUCACUUCGAAAAGGAGCAUAAAGCUGAGAAAGUCCCAGCCGUAGCUAACUACAUUAUGAAAAUACACAAUUUUACUAGCAAAUGCCUCUACUGUAAUCGCUAUUUGCCUACAGAUACCCUACUCAACCAUAUGUUAAUUCAUGGUCUGUCUUGUCCAUAUUGCCGUUCCACCUUCAACGAUGUAGAGAAAAUGGCAGCACACAUGCGAAUGGUUCAUAUUGAUGAAGAGAUGGGGCCUAAAACGGAUUCUACUUUGAGCUUUGAUUUGACAUUGCAACAGGGCAGUCACACCAACAUUCAUCUCCUGGUGACCACAUACAACCUGAGGGAUGCCCCUGCUGAAUCAGUUGCUUACCAUGCCCAAAAUAAUGCCCCAGUUCCUCCAAAGCCACAACCAAAAGUUCAGGAAAAAGCGGAUGUCCCCGUUAAAAGUUCACCUCAAGCUGCAGUGCCCUAUAAAAAGGAUGUUGGGAAGACCCUUUGCCCUCUUUGCUUUUCAAUACUAAAAGGACCCAUAUCUGAUGCACUUGCACAUCAUUUACGAGAAAGACACCAAGUUAUUCAGACAGUUCAUCCAGUUGAGAAAAAGCUAACUUACAAAUGUAUCCAUUGCCUUGGUGUGUAUACUAGCAACAUGACCGCCUCAACCAUCACUCUGCAUCUAGUCCACUGCAGGGGUGUCGGGAAAACCCAGAAUGGCCAGGACAAGACAAACGCACCUUCUCGCCUCAAUCAGUCUCCAGGCCUGGCCCCUGUGAAGCGCACGUAUGAGCAAAUGGAGUUUCCACUGCUAAAAAAGCGGAAGCUGGAGGAUGAUACUGAUUCCCCUAGCUGCUUUGAAGAGAAGCCAGAAGAGCCUGUUGUUUUAGCUUUAGACCCCAAGGGUCAUGAAGAUGAUUCUUAUGAGGCUAGGAAAAGCUUUCUCACAAAGUACUUCAACAAACAGCCCUAUCCCACCAGGAGAGAAAUUGAGAAGUUAGCUGCCAGUCUAUGGCUAUGGAAGAGUGACAUUGCCUCCCAUUUCAGUAACAAGAGGAAGAAGUGUGUCCGCGACUGUGAAAAGUACAAGCCUGGUGUACUGCUAGGUUUUAACAUGAAAGAAUUAAAUAAAGUCAAACAUGAGAUGGAUUUUGAUGCUGAGUGGCUAUUUGAAAAUCACGAUGAGAAAGACUCAAGAGUCAAUGCUAGCAAGACUGUUGACAAAAAGCUUAACCUUGGGAAAGAAGAUGACAGCUUCUCAGAUAGUUUUGAACAUUUGGAAGAAGAAUCCAAUGGAAGCGGGAGUCCUUUUGACCCUGUCUUUGAAGUUGAGCCUAAAAUUCCCAGUGAUAAUUUAGAGGAGCCUGUACCGAAGGUCAUUCCUGAAGGUGCUUUGGAAUCUGAGAAGCUAGACCAAAAAGAGGAGGAGGAGGAGGAGGAUGGUUCAAAAUAUGAAACUAUCCAUUUGACUGAGGAACCAGCCAAACUAAUGCAUGAUGCCUCUGAUAGUGAGGUAGACCAAGAUGAUGUAGUUGAGUGGAAAGAUGGUGCUUCACCAUCUGAGAGUGGGCCUGGUUCCCAACAAAUCUCAGACUUUGAGGAUAAUACAUGUGAAAUGAAACCAGGAACCUGGUCUGAUGAGUCUUCCCAGAGUGAAGAUGCAAGGAGCAGUAAGCCAGCUGCCAAAAAAAAGGCUACAGUGCAAGAUGACACAGAGCAGUUAAAAUGGAAGAAUAGUUCCUAUGGAAAAGUUGAAGGGUUUUGGUCCAAGGACCAGUCACAGUGGGAAAAUGCAUCUGAGAAUGCAGAGCGCUUACCAAACCCACAGAUUGAGUGGCAGAAUAGCACAAUUGACAGUGAGGACGGGGAGCAGUUUGACAGCAUGACUGACGGAGUUGCUGAUCCCAUGCAUGGCAGCUUAACUGGAGUGAAGCUGAGCAGCCAGCAAGCCUGAGGCCCUGGCGUGCCAUAGCAUAUGCAUAUGGGCCGUGUUGCAUCCUGGACUUCUGCUCUCCUUCCAGUCUGACUGCAAAGCUGUCUUCUAACUGGCACUACCUUGCAAGGACUGGUCAGUCAGCAGGCUGUGGGGAUGUGUGACCACUGUAGUCCUAGUGGUUAUUUCCAAGUCUAUGAUAGAUGACUGGUUGAUCUUUGUUCAGACUCUUCUCUGGUAGACUCGGUGAUGAAGUGUGAAAAACCAGUAAGCUGGUAGCUCAUGAAUGCACACAGGGAGAAGUAGUAGUUCGUUACCUACCUGCCUUCCCAGCAUUUCUUCCCUUCAGAUGUUUGGUUGGAUGUCCUGGGAAAGCCUUAUCCUGAUUCACAUAGUAGUGCAGGGCGGGCAUACAAACUACCAGUCAAAUGUGUCUAGUAGACUUGGGAACAUGGACCGUUUUUUCAUGUAUCUUCUGAAUAGUUGAAAUGUAUAUUUGUACAGUCUUUUAGACCUCAAGUGAUGCUUAUGACACUGUUACUGUGUGCCCGUCAUAGAUUGGUUUUUAGUGUUGCCCUUGCUGUGUGAUAAAUGCUAUAUCUAGUUUACCUAGCAGAAGCUUGACCCUGCGAUAGUAUGGACCUUUGGACAGACUUAGUUUUUGCACAUAACCUUGUACAAUCUUGCAACAGAGGCCAGCAACAUAAGAUAUAUAUCUGGACUCUCCUGUAUUAUAGAAUUUUUUUCUUGUUCUGAGUAUCCUUGACAUUACAAUUGUCAAAAAUGGUAUUUCAGAUCUCUUUCUGAGACCUUUUAAGCUAAAAUAACAUGCAAGAAUUGAUUUUACAGCUACUAAUUUUGACACCUUUUAGAUCUGUAAGAGUGUUGUAUCAGAGCAGCAAGCACAGUUGAGUGCUGCGUUUGGGAUAUUUAGUUUCCUCUUUAGUUGAGCACCACUGGGUGUAUUCAUUUAUACCAUCUAAUAUAUGACACACUGUUGUAGUCUGUAUGAUUUUGUGGUCUUUAUUUCUCUUUGUAUUCAUUUUAAGCAUCUAAAUAAAUUGCUGUAUUGUGCUUAAUGUAAA
This is a messenger RNA of Mus caroli (Ryukyu mouse), 7283 nucleotides long. The record is from RefSeq and is a predicted model, not a curated record. NCBI's taxonomy places the organism in Eukaryota, Metazoa, Chordata, Mammalia, Rodentia, Muridae.